Messenger RNA from Temnothorax curvispinosus, 942 nucleotides. RefSeq names its product platelet glycoprotein V-like. The annotation marks the transcript as partial. The transcript has a single exon. Gene Ontology annotation, molecular function: protein binding. Lineage: Eukaryota; Metazoa; Arthropoda; Insecta; Hymenoptera; Formicidae. The record is from RefSeq and is a predicted model, not a curated record.
UUUACACAGAUCAAAUGCAUUAACUCUCCGGAAUGGUCAGAUUUCCACUUAGACGUGUUGUCCUUCCCGAGAUUAUGCAUUGACUUUCCGAAAUGGUUGACACUAGAUUUGUCCUUAAGAUUUCUAUAUAGGACAUUCGAAUCAAUGUUCAUCUACAAGUGUGAUUUACCGACUAACAACAGUUUAGGCGAAAUCACGCAAACGCUAGGAAUCACCGGCGUGAAAAAGCUGGUCUUUCAAUCGAACAAGAAUUUGAGCUUCGCCCUGGUCAAGCAUCAUUUGGAUGACUUCGAAAAUUUGAAGUCUCUGUCCUUAACGAACAACAAUGUGUCCUACGCAGAUAAAGAUCUAUUAGCUGGUCUAGUCAACUUAACGGACCUCAACUUGCGCGACAACAAUUUACACCAAGUCACAGGAUUUUUCAACUACACUCCCGGACUGCAGUUUCUCGAAUUGGAAGACAAUGCUCUGCAAUCGAUAGAACCAGGCACAUUCGACAAUCUGAAAAAUCUGACGUUUCUCAACUUAUCGGUAAAUCAUUUAACCGAUCCUCGGUCGGGAAUUUUCGACGAGCUCGUCGCUCUCCGAGAGCUCGAUCUCAAUACGAAUGACAUGGUCAGGUUGCCGGAAUACAUCUUCGCAAAGCUCAAAAACCUCGAUGUUCUCAACUUAUCUGAAAACAACUUCACAAAUUUACCGAGGAAUCUGUUACAAAAUAACACGAAACUACGCAAUUUCACGCUGUUUGACAACAAGCGAAAUAUGACAACCUUGCCAGAUGCAUUUUUUGCUAAUUUAACGAAACUGGAGAUGUUGAAAUUGAAAAGGAACGGAUUUGUCACGCUACCGGAAGAUCUUUUCUGGGGAUGUACUUCGCUAAUUAAUAUCAAUUUGGAACAAAACUAUCUUCGAACCUUACCUAGAUACAUAUUCCGGGAUUUG